CCCGUAUCGUAGAACGAUAUCAAUAUCAGUCCCGAACUGACAUCACAACGUGUGGGGUUCCCUGCAGUCAUCAUCUUCCGUCUCCUUUCAAGCCGCAGCUCAACGCUUGAUCGCCAACUCAAAUACAUAAGAUCCCACCAGAAACUAUCCUUCCAGCUUCCUUUGCGCUUCCGGCCAUGGACUCCCCUGCAGUACCAGUCCCGCUGGAUCCGCGGGAGCAGCCCAUCCUUGAGCGUUUGCUGCGGACCCGAGAUGCGCUUCUUCUCCUGAAACAAGACAAGUCCUCUUACAUCAAGUCUCGCGAUGUUCUCCCAUUGUAUGAGGAGGUCGUUGGAGAAGUCGAUAAAGUCAAUGCCGCUCGUAAAGAGCAAAAUCAACGUGUGGUACAUAACCGAUUGGACUACGUCUUGGAUGAUUGCUUCCAGUUGAUCUCAUUGCUCUUUUUGACCGUGGGCAGGAACAAUGAGGCCCCCGCCGUGUAUUCGCUUGCAGCUACAAUUCAGCGCCUUCUCGAUCACCUCGAAGAAGCUGGAUUCUACAGCUCUAAAGAUUUGAACUCCAUUACGAAGACCCUUGAAUCGAUGCGCGAGACCCUUGACCGCGGUCGCAACACCUACUCCCCGGCUCUUCUCACUCUCCUCGAAAGCCGAAUGGAACAAUGCCAACGCUCAUUGGAAAAAUUACAGAAGGGACUCGCCGUGCUUGCGCCGGGCCUUGUACAGACACAUGAGACCCUCGUGUCUAUCCUUCGCUCUACUUCGGCUGUUAACACGCGCUCUAAGUUCUCCGCUACGGAAGUGAACAACCUGCGAGAGCAGCUGAAGAAGAUUGAGAAUAAUCUCAAAGAUGGCAAGUUUGUGGACGCCGACGGCAACGUUCAGGCUGGAUCCGAUGACCUGAAGGCACUCAUGGAACGCUGCUGGCGGUGGACUGAAAUUGUCCUCGAGCGUAAGGGCAAAAUCGAUGAACGAUUCCAGGAACAGUACGACCGCCUCCUUGAAAUUCGCAACCAGCUCGAUCGACUCUCCGUUACCCAGGCUUGGUCGCUUCGAGAGACCGAUUUGUUUGGAUACCAGCGGAAGCUUGAUCGAAUCGACGAGGCGAGAGUGAAUGGCAACUUUGUCGACGCUGUGGGCCAGCCGGCCGACCUUCAUGCGCAACGGACAUUGCUAUACCUCAUCCGACGCAGCUAUGCAUACAUCUACGCACUAUUGAUCUCUUCUGAACCCGUGUCCGAGGCUUUGCUACCCGUUUACAACCAGCUGCAGACUCUUCGCAGAUGUCUCAUUGAAGUCAAGGAAUCAGGUGGCGUGUCUAACUCACGUGAGCUGUACCCUUACAGUAUGAAGCUCAAUUCGAUUGAUAACAUGCGGGUCGACGGAAAGUUCUAUAUUGGUCCAGAUAUCCCAGAGGGUCAAGGAAGUGUCAACAAUCUGCUCGCCGAAUGCUACGACCUAGUCUGGGAGUUGCGGGCUGCUGUUGCCGAUGAAGAGCCCCAAUCUUAGGCUACCGUUCCUUGUAGAAACACGCCUUCCCCUAAUAUCUCACAUGAUGUCAUUCAUAUUUCCGUGCAAGAAGGACCUAUUAUUCAUGAAAUGCCCUCGAAUGCCCUGUGCUUUUACGUUUCUACUUAAUGAUUUUCUUUUCCAUUUCAGUCCCUGGUUUUUGAUGACAUGCGGG
This is a messenger RNA of Penicillium brasilianum, 1680 nucleotides long. The record is from the annotation of a GenBank genome assembly. NCBI's taxonomy places the organism in Eukaryota, Fungi, Ascomycota, Eurotiomycetes, Eurotiales, Aspergillaceae.